Molecule: messenger RNA, 692 nt
Organism: Linum trigynum
Lineage: Eukaryota; Viridiplantae; Streptophyta; Magnoliopsida; Malpighiales; Linaceae
Source: the annotation of a GenBank genome assembly
UCCCCUCAUCCUCUUCAUCUCAAGUUCCCCACAAAAAACUCAUCAAAUAUCAAUAUAUUUUCGUUCCGUAGAUGGCUAGGAAUAUGAAGUCGUCUUUGCUCCUCUUCAUGAUGUUGGUUAUUCUUCUGCCUUCAAAACAGGCAGCACGCCCUCUCGUCGGGGCUGAGGUCGUGCCGACGGAGCUGCCGUCGACGCCACCCCUGCCUAAAGGGAAGGAAGGAGUCAAAGUGCCAAGUACUGCCGGCGGCGGAUCCGGACCGGCGAUAAUAGGCGUCAGCCACGUUACUAACUCCGGUCCCAGUCCUGGUGAAGGUCACUGAUGAAGGCUUGCAGACCGACCGCGAGCUGGCGAUUGCCAUGCAAAUGGGGCUUUCUUCUCUUCCUAUUUAUUUAUUUAUUUGUUUAUUUAUUUAUGUUGGACUUUUGUUUUUGGGUUUCAUGGAAAGAUGGGAGACAUUAGGCAGCGUGACAGUAAGAGUAAAAAAAAUUUCUUUCUUCUUAACGUUUCUUUACGUAUACGGGUAAAUUGUAGGGAGAGUUUUUGUUUUUUGGUAUGGGACGGCAAUUCUUUUUAGUUAGUGUAUGGAUUUAAUAGUCGGGGGGAUUUAAUCUGUUAAAUAUGUGUAACUGUCAUCUCUGGAUCGUAAUAUAUAUACGGCAAAGAUACAAAAUACUAAAUGUUAUACAUUUGG